Molecule: messenger RNA, 2133 nt
Organism: Trichoderma reesei QM6a
Lineage: Eukaryota; Fungi; Ascomycota; Sordariomycetes; Hypocreales; Hypocreaceae
Exons: 3
Coding region: 1-2133 (710 amino acids)
Molecular function (GO): NAD+ poly-ADP-ribosyltransferase activity
Source: RefSeq, a predicted model, not a curated record
AUGCCCCCUCGAAGAAGAGCUGCUGCUGCUGCUGCUGCUGCUGCUGCUCCUCCUCCUCCAGCUGCUCCCACAGUCCCGCCGCUGGACGGCUGCGUCAUCGCCAUCAGCGGCAAGUUCGACGCCUCCAAGCACACCCACGCCUCUCUCGAGCAGCUCAUCCGCUCCCUGGGCGGCAGCGUCACCAAGAGCGUCGCCAAAACCACCACCCACGUCGUCUGCUCCGAGGACGAUUACAACAACGACUCGGCAAAGGUCGCGGCUGCCAAGGCCAAGGACUUGCCCAUCGUCAGCGUGGAGUGGAUUCAGGAGGCGGAGAAGCUGAACAAGGCAGUCGAUCCUCAGCCGUAUGUCUGGGGAAGACCUAAAGCUGCCGCUCCACAAGUCAAUAGCAAGAAGCGGCGUCUCGUGGAGUCGAUGAGCGAUGAAGAUGAAGAGCCCCAGCGCAAAAGAGUCAAGAUCGACACCUCCAACCCCAAGCCCCAAGGGGCAAAGACCAAGGCAAAGGCAGACGCUGCGCCCGAACCCGAGACCAGAGAAGAGAAGCAGGUCGCCGAGGGCCAGUUCAUCAAGAAGAAGGAUGCAGCCAUCCCGGUGGACGAGCACUGCCCGCUCCUCUACAACCAGGUGCACAUCGACCCCGAUACCGGGCUGAUAUACGAUGCUUCUCUCAACCAGACCAACGCAUCCGCCAACAACAACAAGUUUUACCGCAUCCAGGUCUUAUACGACGCCAAGUCAAAGCAGUACAAGACUUGGACACGCUGGGGCCGCGUCGGAGAAGUCGGCCAGAGCGCCAUCCUCGGCAACGGCACCGCCGCAGAUGCAAUCAAGAACUUCGAAAAGAAGUUCAAGGACAAGUCUGGCCUGGCCUGGGAGAACAGGGGCGACAACCCGAAGCCGGGCAAGUACGCCUUUGUCGAGCGGAGCUACAAUCCAGACUCGGACGACGAAGACGACGAGGCCGAUGACAAGGCCGUCAAGAAGGAGAACGACGACGAAGAAGAGGUCAAGCCCGCGGAGUGCACUCUUCCGCUCGAGGUCAAGUCCCUCAUGGAGCUCAUCUUCAACCAGCAGUACUUCCAGGCCACUAUGACUGCCCUGAACUACGACGCGAACAAGCUCCCCCUGGGAAAACUCAGCAAGGCCACCAUUACGCGCGGUUUCCAGCAGCUCAAGGACCUCGCGGCGUUGAUGGACGACGCCAGCCUGGCAGCGAGCAGGUGGAACACGACCGUGGCCCGGGCCACCGAGAUGCUCUCCAACAUGUACUACUCCAUCAUCCCCCACGCCUUUGGCCGCAACCGCCCCCCCGUCAUCAGGGACAACGUCAUGCUCAAGAAGGAGAUUGAGCUGUUGGAGAGCUUGUCCGACAUGAAGGACGCCGCGGACAUCAUGAAGCUCGACCGCAAGUCGACAGACAACAUCCACCCCCUCGACAAGCAGUUCCAGAGCCUGGGCCUCAACGAAAUGACCGUCCUCGACCACGGCAGCAGCGAGUUUGAGUACCUCGAGGCCUACCUCCACGGCUCCCGCGGCGAAACCCACGGCCACAACUACAAGGUCCAGGAGAUUUUCCGCAUCGAGCGGCAAGGGGAAAACAUGCGCUUCGACGACUACGUCGAGAAGAGCAAGAUUGGCGAGAACCGGCGCCUCCUCUGGCACGGCUCGCGCGCGACCAACUUUGGCGGCAUCCUCAGCCAGGGAUUGCGCAUCGCGCCCCCGGAAGCGCCCGUCUCGGGAUACAUGUUUGGCAAGGGUAUCUACCUCGCCGACAUGUCGUCCAAGUCGGCCAACUACUGCUGCUCGUACAUCUCCGGCGGCCAGGCCCUCCUGCUGCUGUGCGAGGCCAAGCUGGGCGAUCCCAUGCAGCAGCUGACGAAUGCGAGCUACGACGCCGGCAGCAGUGCCAAGAAGGGCGGCAUGGAGAGUACCUGGGGCAUGGGCAUGACGGCGCCGCCCAAGUGGAUGGACGCCGGGGUGGUGCACGAGAGCCUCAAGGGCAUCCAAAUGCCCGAUAUCAACGAAAAGCCGUGUGCGACGAAUGUGGACGGCGCAUAUCUGCAGUAUAACGAGUUUAUCUGCUACGACGUUGCGCAGGUGAAGCUGCGCUAUCUCUUCCGCGUCCAGAUGUAA